GUCAAUGUGUUCAUGUUUCUUCUCUCUUCAAACUUCAAAACAGAAACUAGAGCAAGCUGGCUAACCUUUGGUCAACCAAUGAAUGAAAAACGACAACUUUCAGCAAACUUUCUUUAUUACUUCUUUCAUCUUCAUUGAUAUCCGUGUGAGAGAAGCCAAAGAAAACUACUAACUCAUGUGGAUGUCAACCUUUUCUUCUGGUUUUUCGUGAAAACUUCAACCUUCUCGAACGUGUACGGAACCAAGCCAUGCCCUUCUGUGUUCUUUCCCUUAUGCAGAUGCAUCUGGGGUAUCCUUAUUCACUGCAUAGUUGUGCUUUGCUGCUUUAUAGGUUGUAAUGGUAUCAUGGGGAUUUGUUCUUGACAGUCAUUGAUUUUGGUGAUUUGUUGAAUGAUAGCAAGUUGAUCAGAGACCGUGCUUAAGAAUCAUAGGUUGAACAGAGAUUGUGCAUGAUAAAUAAGCAUAGCUGAUUGAUUAUGCAAUGAAGUGCUUUCACUAUUUCAGAGAUAAAUCUAGAAACAGUAGGCAAAGGUCAGCACCUGAACUGAAGGAGAAAGAGAAAAUGGACUUUUCAGGAGCUGAGAGGGUCACCAAGUCUUCAAGCUCAUCUGCUUCACCCCGCGGUAUACCAGAACUGUAUGAGGAAAAGGGUCAGAAUUUGAGGGUCUUCUCCCUCUCAGAGCUCAAGCGUGCAACAAGUGAUUUCAACAGGCUUUUUAAGAUAGGAGAAGGUGGAUUUGGAAGUGUGUUUAAAGGUUCAAUCCAGCCUGCUGAUGGGAAUGGAAAUUCUGUUGUAGUUGCUAUCAAAAGGCUUAACAAGGAUGCAUUACAGGGCCAUAAGCAAUGGUUGACUGAAGUUCAGUUUCUUGGUGUUGUGGAACACCCAAAUCUUGUCAAGCUUAUUGGAUACUGUGCUUUGGACGACGAACGAGGCAUCCAGAGACUACUCGUGUAUGAAUACAUGCCGAACAAAAGCUUAGAGUUUCAUCUUUUCAAUAAAGCUUUUAAUCCUCUUCCUUGGAAAACUAGACUUGAAAUAGCACUUGGAGCAGCUCAAGGGUUAACUUAUCUUCAUGAAGAAUUAGAAAUUCAGGUGAUAUAUCGAGAUUUUAAAUCUUCAAAUAUAUUACUGGAUGGAGAUUUUAAGCCAAGGCUUUCUGAUUUUGGACUUGCCAGGGAAGGGCCAGUAGCUGGUGAUACUCAUGUUUCAACAGCUGUGAUGGGGACGUAUGGUUAUGCUGCUCCAGAUUACAUUGAGACAGGUCAUCUCACAGCCAAGAGUGAUGUGUGGAGUUUUGGAGUGGUUUUAUAUGAAAUGCUUACUGGCAGGCGUUCAAUGGAAAGAAACAGGCCUAAAUCAGAGAAGAAACUGCUGGAGUGGGUGAAGCAAUACCCUCCUGACAGCAAGAAGUUUGACACAAUAAUGGAUCAGCGACUUCAAGGAGAGUAUUCCAAGAAUGGAGCAAGAAAACUCGCAAAACUCGCCGAUCAUUGCCUGCGUAAGAGCGCGAAAGAUCGGCCAACGAUGAGUCAGGUGGUGGAGAGACUGCAGCAGAUAAUGGAAGACACUGAUGAGGCAGAUGACAGAAGUGUUGAGGUAUCAGAAAAUGGUCAGGCUGAGGCUGAAGUGAAGGGAAAUCAAUUAAGGUCUUCAGAGUUGUGGAAAAAGAGGAUGGAACAUCUUGCAAAACUUGGUGAAAGUGUGGAGAGUGCUGGCAGAAAAAGAUUUAUGAUCCUUCAGAGAGCCAAUGUGUCCUCAUAGUUUCAUAUGUUAGAAGUCUCACAUCGACUAAAGAUAAAGAUAAGGUCAAAUUGUAAUAUUGUCAUAAUUAUAAACAAGGUUCAUUUUGGGAGAUAUUGUCAUAUGUGUUUAAAUGCUCCCAAGCCAAUCUUUAUGUGAUAUGUUAUCAACCCUUUUUCUCAAAGUGAAGCAUGUGAUUAUUUAUGUUGCAUAUUAAAAUGGCUUAGGAUUUGAGAUUGGAA
Molecule: messenger RNA, 1983 nt
Organism: Vigna angularis (adzuki bean)
Lineage: Eukaryota; Viridiplantae; Streptophyta; Magnoliopsida; Fabales; Fabaceae
Product: probable serine/threonine-protein kinase PBL19
Exons: 6
Coding region: 482-1762 (426 amino acids)
Biological process (GO): protein phosphorylation
Molecular function (GO): protein kinase activity; ATP binding
Source: RefSeq, a predicted model, not a curated record